CUUCAUGGGGUGAGAAAAUUGGUGCUUUGUUCCCCGUAACAAGAUUUUCAGGAAGUGAGAGGCGCGGGGCUGUUGGCGGAGCUGUUGACGGAGUGACGGGCGAGCGAGGUGUCCGCCAAGAGGUGACGGGCGGGGGUCUGAGGGUCGGAUCCCCCCUCUUCCCCGCCUCCCUGCAAUCACCGCGUCCUCGCCGUGGCCAAGACACUUCAGCGCGACACAUUAGAGGCCGAGCGAUCAGCGGCGAGGCGGAGGCAGCGGCGGCGUGGCCAUAUUGAUGCACCGGUGAGCCGCGCACACUCCCGCCGCGGCCACAGUUGCCAGCACGUCCCCGCCUCCCAUGUGCCGUGUACCCGCCGCACGUGCCGCCGUGACCACAGUAAAGGGCAGCAGAGCACGGAUUGGCCACAUUGAUGCAUGCUAGGCGAUAAUACAGCAGGUGGGUUCAUCCUGGCCGCCGCUCACGUUCAGGGCAGCCCGUCACGGAGCAAGGGUGACAGGGCCGUCCUCCGGUGUGGCAAUACAAAUAACCUUUAUAAUUAAGGGAUCGAGUGGGAGGUAAAUCGUCCCGAGGCGCUGGUGGGAGGAGAUGUUGUGAACUGGAUCCCGCCACAGAAAACGGAGGCUGCUGGCACCCCGCGUCCCGGCCGGCACCCUCGUCCUCCCUCGCCGCUGUCACAUUCAGUGUAGCGACGGCCGCGGCGACCCGACCCAGCCAGCCUCCGUCGUCCUCGCCCUAGUCCUCGCUCGAGUGGGUCACGGUGCGCGGUUAGCCAUGCUUUAUGCUGCCGUAGAGUGUGGAGUGUACGGUUGAGCAGCCUUCCUCGCGGUGCUGAGCUUGUGUGUCGCGGCGGGAACACUGUGAGAGGUGUGCACGAUGGGCUGUGUGGCGGUGAUGCUGGGGCGGCGGCGGUGCGUGGGGGCCGCCAGCCUCCUCCUGCUGCUCUUCGCGUUGGCGGCAUCCACCUCGCUCUCCACCGCCAGGAGAAAUGAUCGUAUCCGCGGUCACUGCAACAAGACGGUGGACAUCUACGAGGACGUGUCAUCGCCGGAACUGACGCGCCAGAACCGCUACGGGCCGCUCACUUGCUCCUACCGCUUCAAGGUCAGCAAGCCGGCGCUCAAGGAUGACUGGGUGAUCGUCGUGCGCUUCAAGAGCUUCAAGGUGGGCCGGGUGCUCAACGCGACCCACUGCGAGAACGGAUACAUCAAGAUCAUGGACGGGAACGCACAGACGGACGUGAGCAACCGCAAGAACCUCGGGAUGUUCUGCGGCGAGAUCGAGCAGACGCGGACCUUCAUAUCGGAGACGUCCUUCGUUAAGAUCAUCUUCAACGUCAACAACUUCACCGAGGAGACGUACUUCAGCUUCGACUCACGCGUUGAGCUGCAGAAGGAGGUGUACGGGAGGUACGGCCCCAACUCCAUGCUGUACCCGUUCCGCCGCGGUGAAGUGGUGCCGGGGACCUACUGCGAACGGGUGUUCACGGACUGCAAGCUCCAGUCGUGCUUCGUGCAGUCCCCGGGCUACCCCAGCGUGUACCCGCGUAACCUGCACUGCAAGUACUACCUCAACACGCGCAUGCCCUUCAUCAAGCUCUACAUCGAGAACGAGGAGUUCAACGUGGAUGGCCAGCGUUGCGAGAACCCCAUGAUGUGCCCCAUGCGCCCCCUCAGCACCAACUGCCCCUACGACUACAUCCGCGUGUACGACGGCAAGAACGACGACGCGCCCGCCAUCGGCACCUUCUGCGGGAUGGGCCGCUUCCCGCACUCCAUCAUCGGCUCCGGCCAGGACGUGAUGGUGGAAUUCGUCUCGUCCCCCGCCGGGCCGUUCCUCAACACCGGCUUCCACUUCAACGUCGGCAACUGGCCCGGCCACGUGGAGACCAGCGGCUCGCGGAACGGCACGUGCGACUGGGUGUUCUCCAGCGACACGGUGGAGCGCGGCCAGGAGUCCACCUUCCUGUCCCUUGCCCACUGGUACCCCGCCGGCACCUCCUGCUCCUACCUGAUCCGCGGCCGCCCCGACGAGGUGGUCAGGAUGUACUUCCCAUCCUUCCGCGUCCGACCCAUCGAGGCCCCGAUCCGCCCCUACGACGGCGACUGCGGCGAGACGCUCAUCAUCUACGACUCCGACCGCGAGGACGACGCGCGCAUCAUGAAGAUGUUCUGCGACACCUUCUCCCGCCCGCUGGAGAAGCACGACUUUAUCUCCACCGGCAGCGCCAUGUACGUCAAGUUCGAGAGCCGCACUGGCAGCUACGACGGGUCGUCCCUCUACUACUGGGCCCAGUACGACUUCUUCAACAACACCCACUACGGGAAGCCCAUCGAGGACACGCUCUGCGACGAGCUCUUCGAGUCCUUCGUGCGCCCCGAGGGCAAGUUCGGCUCGCCGCUCAACACGCUGCUCUAUAAAACCGAGGAGGACGUGAUGUGCCGCUACCACUUCAAGGCGCCGCGCUACCAGUACCGCCGCAUCCUGCUCACCAUCAACUCGACCAACUUCAAGCACAACGACGACGCCUGCGUGGACUGCCUCAACGACAAGGUCGACAAGCUGAAGAUCAUCGACCCGUUCCGCAACGGCACCAACGUCUGCAUCUGCGAGCUGUGGGUGCCGGGGAACCGCGUGUCGCCCACCAUUGUGUCCAACGGCCCGUCCCUUUCCCUGGAGAUGCACAUUGACCACCGCCACGCCAUGCAGAACUACUUCAAGUCCACGACGCCGAUCUUCGAGGGCACGUACAAGUUCAUCCACAGCCCCAUCUGCGGCCCGACGGUCAUCCCAGCCGCCACGGAGGGCAACAUCAUCUACCCCAAGUACGAGCCCUACGUGUACGGCGGCUACGGCGAGGACGUGCACUGCAUCUGGGAGCUGCGUGUCAAGCAGGAGCGGGACGUGUGGCUCUACGUGGACCAGCUCGACUUUUCCCUCAACGACUGCUCGCUGGAGGUGAUCGAGGUGUUUCUGCCCGGCCGCGACCGACCGGAGUUCACAAUCUGCGAGAAAGGCGACACCGUGGACGAGAGCAAAACCACCAUCCUGAAGGCGCGGGACCUGGUGGAGGGCGCCGUCAUCAUCCACUUCAAGUCCUCUGCUCCGGGACACUCAAACUUCAAGCUGACCUGGACGGAGCUGUUCGAGUUGCCGCGGAACAGCGACGGCACGGUCAUGACCUCCAAGCUGAUGGCACCGGGGGACUGCGAGUUCGUGUGCCCUGGCCAGCCCGCCUGCAUCCAGAACGACCUGGUCUGCAACGGCGUGCGUAACUGCCCCGGCAACAGCUCCGGCGCGGCCCAGCACGACGAGGCCCCCGAGAUCUGCUUCUCCCGCACGGGGUCAAAGUUCAACUACGUGGCCCUCGGACUGGGCGCCGCCGGGGGCACCGUGGUGGCCGUGGCAGUCAUCAUUCUCGUGUGCCGCAACUGCCGCAAGCGACCCGACGACAACACCUUCUAAGGAGACUAUGCAACGGUCUGGUGGAGUGUUGUGCGCCGGCGGACUGUGCCGCGCCGGAACCCAGGCGGGCGGGGGGCGGGGCAACACUGCGCGUGCACUCCAGGAAACACAAGCACAGGCUACAGCAGGGCGCGAGGCUCGUCCGGGUGUUGCCCUGGCGACGGCGGUGAUGGCGGCAGCGGUGUGUGGUGAGUGGCGGCGGCGCGGGUCAGGCAUUUCUUCCAUUCCUUAUCACGUGACGGGACAAUAAUGGUCGUGAGCCUUGCGGACCUCCGUCAUGGUGGACCAGUGAACACGAGUGUACAACAACAACAACAAUAAUAACAACAACAAUAACAACAGCUCCCGCGGUCUUGGUGUCAAGGCCGCUGCCGGUGUACAUGUGCAUAAAAGGUGUAGCUGCCGUUAGUGACCGUAGACGUAAGUUGUAAAUACCUAUAUAAUGGUUUAGUAUGUAUGACGUAGGUCGACUUUGACAUCAGUGUAACUCUUCUCGUACUCACUCAUACUAGGAAAAAACAAUACUCAGAAUCAAAGUUGCAUUAAGUACAAAUACGCGUCGCGCGCUAACAACAGCGACGACCGAGCUGGGAACAAACAACACAAACAACUGCAUAGGUCUCGGGAAAGGAAGGAGAUGAUAUGGCGGGCGAGGAACGAGGUCUAUCUAAGCGUCAGUCGGUCACAUAGAAGAAGAGGACGCACCAGGUGUUUGUUUUUGUAUCUAACGUAACUCCUGAAUCACUAGAACGCCCAACACAGCACUGAACCGAGGGAAGGAGGUGCUGGGAACAACUACGCAGGCAUCGAGAGAAGAGAAGAGGACGUACCAGGUGUUUAGUGUGUGUCUAUCGUAGCUCCUGAGGCACGGGAACACGGCCGACACAGAUCUAAGCAACGCCCGUCCUGGGAACAACUAACUACACAGGCGUCGGACAAGGAACGAGAUGUUAUUUGGUCCUCAGUCAGUCACCUAUAGGAAGAAAACAUACCAAGUGUUUGAUCUGUGAUUAGUAUGGCUCCUGCAGCGCGGGAACACGACCGACACAGCUCAGAAAUGGAUAAGAGACGUGCGUGUGUAUCAGGUAUGUAUGUAGACAAGAAAUCCAUCUUAGAGAGGAGCUAAAGAGGUUCAAAUGGACCUGAUAUAGAGGUGUUCAGAUGUUUAUGUGUACCUUACGAUGCUCAGUAAUAGACGAAACAAGCCAAACUUAUAAAAGAAAGAAAGAAGCAAUGGAUAAAAAAAAAAACGUGCGUGCGAAUAUAAGUAGGUAGACCAAGGAAUCCAAUCUUAUAGAGAAGCCAAAGAGGUUUAAAUGGACAGGAUAAAGAGGAUUUCAGGUGUUUAUAUAUAGACGAAAUAAUCCAAAUAAAAGGAAAGAAAGAAAGAACCAAUGGAUAAGAGAUCUGAGUUUGAAUAUCAGUAUGUAGACAAAGGAGUCCAAUCUUAUAGAAAAGCAAAAGAGGUUCAAAUGGACGGGAUAAAGAGGAUUUCAGGUGUUUAUAUAUAUAGACGAAAUAAUCCAAAUAAAGAGAAAGAAAGAAAACAUGUGGAUAAGAGACGUGUGUGUGUGUAUGUAAGUAUAUAAGCUAUCGUUUGUAAAUAUAUAAAAGACUAAAACAAAUACAUACAUAAAUACAUAUAAAUAAAUAAAUAAACAGUAUUUACUACAUAAUAGGUCCUGUGAUUGACUGGUUGGUUGUUGUUGUACUUUGCUAUAUAUUGAAGAUGUGAUGGAAUUUGUCUGUAGUGUCGGGAAUGAAAAAUAAAUAAAAUAAAUAAACAAAAACAAAAGAAAGUCGCGUUCGAGUCUGCGCGAAUUUGGGUGACCACGACAAUAAUAAUAAUGAUGAUUCGUUUUCUUUAGCUUGUAAAAAAAAAUAAUAAUAACAUGUUGUACGUAUAUAAGUGUGUGCUCCAAUGACCUUGAGCUUACACCCUUAAGUGGACGUAGAAGUAUACAGACUUUUGAUAUAUAAUUCUCUCUCUAUCUCUAUCUGUCUAUCUAUCUAUCUCGUACUAGCUCAAUGUCAACAAUCCUUUCCCUUCCUCUUCCUCUCUCACAUACUUCCUCUUCCUCCUCCUCCUCCUCCUCCUCCUCCUCCUCCUCCUCAUC
Molecule: messenger RNA, 5580 nt
Organism: Eriocheir sinensis (Chinese mitten crab)
Lineage: Eukaryota; Metazoa; Arthropoda; Malacostraca; Decapoda; Varunidae
Product: cubilin-like
Exons: 4
Coding region: 875-3463 (862 amino acids)
Cellular component (GO): plasma membrane
Source: RefSeq, a predicted model, not a curated record